UUUGUUUCUUUUUUUCACUAAAUUUUUUUUAUUUUUUAAUUAUAAAUAUGGGUGUGCGCAAUGAUUAUAGGGUGUCGACUAUUAUUGUGCUAUGUAAGGACUGCAACCAAGAUGUAGGAUUAUAUCCAGCACGACAUCAAUGCAACGUCAAACGACCCUAUUUACCCACCUUGUGUUCAAGAACCGAUGAUGUGCCUGAGCUCAUUCCAUCGUCCACCGUAACCAGGCAGGCCUCCGAUAGCUCAUUGGAGAGCGGCAAAUGGAGCUUUUUUCGGUCUUCUCCUGCAGCAGCAACAGAAAAUGUCAAAAAUGAAGGUUAUUUCGACACUUCUGCUUGUGACAUCGGAGUCUCAUCAGGCAAAAAGAUGUGGUCUAAAGUGAAGGAAAAUGAAAAGUGGAAGGAGCUUGUUGACAAGAAAGAAGAAACAAACAGACCCAGCAAACUGUGGUCAAGAAUUAUACAGGCAACAAUGUCAACAGAAGACGAAUGUGGACCAGAGUCAGAUGAGGAUGAUUGGGAGGGAGAAACGCACGUUUCAAGGAUUUUGCGGGACUAUUACGAAUCCAAAAACAAGCCCCUUCCUCAUUGGCUUUUUGACGAGUCAAUAAAAGAAACAAAUCGAGGCAGACUAUGGCAACCAGACGUCAGAUUAUCCGCUAGAGAAAAGGAGUUACAAGAAUUAAAAAGUACUACAAUAUCUCGUACUCAAAGUGAGCGUACAAGGCCAUUUGAUGAUGUCGUUUACGGUUCAAUAGCACCGAGAAGAACAAACACCACAAGAGCACCGGCUAAAAGUUACCGCCAAAAUAUACCUUACAUUUAAAUUAAAUUACUGCCUUUAUCAUUUUUACACAGAUAACGAAAAAAGAAAAAAAAAUGCGUCUGAUUGGUCGAAUCCGAUAACAGAUAUAUACGCUAUAUUUCAUACAUUUUUUGUCACGCUUAUCUCCAAUGACACUGUUCUACGGGUCACAUGUACCCGAUAUGAUUUAUUGAUGUCAAUAAAAGCUAUUUUUCCCACACGAC
Molecule: messenger RNA, 1027 nt
Organism: Mucor mucedo
Lineage: Eukaryota; Fungi; Mucoromycota; Mucoromycetes; Mucorales; Mucoraceae
Exons: 3
Coding region: 48-824 (258 amino acids)
Source: RefSeq, a predicted model, not a curated record